AUGAAAAACUUACUAGCCAAGCAUUUACAUGAUGAGUAUAAUCUAAAUUCCUAUGAUGUUACAGUAGCAAAAAUUAGAAAAAAUGAAUUGAAAUCUGAUGAUGUUGAAAUUGAAGAAGUGAAUAUAUCGCUAUUUGAUAUGCCUGGUGAAUACUCUCUUGGGCAUUGUAUUGCCCAAGACAUGCGCAUGAGUGCGGGCAUUGCCGUAGAUUUUAAGAGGAUCUUCGGGAGAAUCGGCGAGUUAAUGGACCAAAGACCAAAUGUUGGCACAGUAGCAUAUUUGCAACACCAGCAUAAUAAAUAUAUAUAUUAUUUAGUAACAAAAACAUUCAGUAACAGAAAUAAUAAUAAGAAAAAAUUUGAUCACUACAUACCUGUAACAUUGGACGAAUCGGGCAUGUAUUUAUAUCCCCAAUAUCAAUAUCCUCAGAAGGCAACUUUAGUACACCAACGAAGUAAACCAACGAACGCUAACUCGCUGACACGAUAUCGAGUCUUCAAGUGGAACGGACGUCAUUUAGUCGGUUCAACUUUUCUUUGUCUUAAUUUAAUUUUAUUGUAUUAAGUAAUAACU
This is a messenger RNA of Aphis gossypii (cotton aphid), 573 nucleotides long. RefSeq lists its product as uncharacterized. The record is from RefSeq and is a predicted model, not a curated record. Gene Ontology annotation, biological process: peptidyl-glutamate ADP-deribosylation. The transcript has 4 exons. Bases 1 to 564 code for a protein of 187 amino acids. Lineage: Eukaryota; Metazoa; Arthropoda; Insecta; Hemiptera; Aphididae.